Molecule: messenger RNA, 945 nt
Organism: Aureobasidium namibiae CBS 147.97
Lineage: Eukaryota; Fungi; Ascomycota; Dothideomycetes; Dothideales; Saccotheciaceae
Exons: 2
Coding region: 1-945 (314 amino acids)
Source: RefSeq, a predicted model, not a curated record
AUGCGGUGCCUCUCUUACUCACUGGUAGCCUCCUUGGCAUUUAUAUACGGCAUCACUGCGCAAACAGCCACGACUAGCACUUCGCCAUCGUAUCAAACCGUCUUGGUCGGAUACGAGUCGCAUUCAUACUACCCAAACAACCUGACCGCCAACCCUGGAGACGUUAUCGUUUUCCAGUUCAUAGCGCAGGGCCAUACAGUGGUACAGUCCAACUUUGAAGAACCAUGCGUUCCAAGGGAUGCCUAUCAUCGAGGCCGCUCUACCUUUUUCAGCGGCUGGUAUAACACCACUGAUGUUGCGAGUGAUCAUCCACCAACAUGGAAUCUAACAAUAAACGACACAUCCCCCAUAUUCUUCUACUGCUCACGCCUAGGCUCCUGCCUCGAUAACCAAAUGAUCGGCUCCAUCAACCAGAACUCUACAUUCUCACUGGCCGCGCAACUGGCCUCCAUAAACAGCUCAGACAUAAUGUUGCAGCCCGGUGAAGCCGUACCUGACGAAGCCACUCCUUCUUCUACCUCUGCUCCUGCUGCUUCUCACCACGGGGUAUCCCUCUCCAAUGGCGCCAUCGCUGGCAUAGUGGUAGCAGGUGUAGUGGUGCUUGCUCUCGCCUGCGCAUUGUUCUGGUUUGUAGGAAGGCACCGCACGCUAAAGACUUCUUUGGCCAGCGCAUCCCAAACAUCAGGAGCGGUUGAGAGUUGGGUGAACAGCACAAACCCCCCUUCUACAGUGGGCGGGCCUGCAUCCGCAAGGCCACCUUCAUAUGGUCCUGGUGAUGGAGGGUACAUGUCACCUUAUGAUGCGCAUAAGAGUUGGGGUGAUUAUGGACAGCAGAGACAUAGCUAUAUGCCCAUGACGCCGCCAAUUCAGGAGUUGGGUGCUAGCGACCCGGUGGAGAUGGAGGAGACGAGCAGAGGCAGAUCAAGGGGAAGGGAAAACGAGUAA